Molecule: messenger RNA, 1894 nt
Organism: Chiloscyllium plagiosum (whitespotted bambooshark)
Lineage: Eukaryota; Metazoa; Chordata; Chondrichthyes; Orectolobiformes; Hemiscylliidae
Source: RefSeq, a predicted model, not a curated record
UACGACGUUGUCUCUCAAGAGGCGGAUUCCUGCUGGGCAGAGAGUGAAUGAACUAUUAUUUAUCAAGUGUAAAUCUGGGGAUGGAUACGUUUGCGGGGCCUAGCAUUCCGAGUGUGGAGCUAGUGAAUGGGUUGAAAAUCCCAAUACUCGGUCUUGAUUGGUCAGCAACAUCGGCGCAGCAGCAGGAGUAAGCCACAUGAAAAAUGGCAGAAGCAGCUUGUCAUGGCACAUCACAUUAUGGUGGCUAUUCCCAUUCUUCAGUUGUGUAUGCCCUAAAAGAAUGUGGCAUUCGUCACAUUGACACUGCAAAACGAUAUGGCUGUGAAUCGCAUCUAAAGAAAGCAAUUGAAGAGAGCAGAAUAAAUCGAGAGGAUUUGUGGUUAACUACAAAACUUUGGCCUGGGGACUAUGGCUAUGAAACCACUAAAGCAGCAUGUCUGGAGUCCUGCAAAAGACUUGGUGUGGAUUACGUUGAUCUGUAUCUCAUGCACUGGCCUGAUGGAAAUGCCUUGGGCAAAACUAAUCGAGAACUCCGAGCUGAAACUUGGCAGGUAUUGGAAGAACUGUAUGAUGAAGGGAUAUGUCGAUCCAUUGGCGUGAGCAAUUUCCUCAUUUCUCAUUUAGAGCAGCUGAAGGAAGAUUGUGACAUCAUCCCACAUGUCAAUCAGGCUGAAUAUCAUCCUUUCCAAAGGCCACAAGAACUAGUGGACUACUGUAGAAGCCAUGGAAUAGUCUUUGAAGGGUACUGCCCACUAGCUAAAGGACAGGCCUUGUCACAUCCUGACAUCAUCAAAAUGUCAGAGAAAUAUAACUGCUCACCCUCUCAAAUCUGUAUCCGUUGGAGCAUACAAAAUGGAGUUGUCACCAUUCCGAAGUCUACCAAGAAAGAGAGGAUUUGGGAAAACUGUCAGGUCUUUGAUUUUUCACUCAACAAAGAAGACUUGAUAUUUAUGAACUCACUGAAGAAUACUAAAAAGCUGAUUACACUGAACUAUCCUUUAUGGAAGGAACAGAAACCUCAAUGAGAAGCAACUAUUGUCAAAAAGGAUCUUUCUCAGUAAAGUGAACAUGUCCAAUGAAAACUCAGAAACAGUUUUACAUCUACAAUGAGUUGUAUAAGCAAACUGACAUUUAUUGAGGAUUUUAUUUGUUUCAAUUAAAUGCUCCACUUGAUCAGUUAUAUAUUUACCAGGAAAAGAGCACUCCACGAAAGUUUCAUAAGAUUCACAUUUGUGCCCUCUUCCAAAUAUCAAGUGAUUUCUACAUUUAAACUUGAAGUUUGCAUUAAUCCAUAUCUUUUGCUUAACUAAUUAGCAUUGAGAAUUAAAGAUUAUUUAAUUCAGACACUCAGUGCAGUAUACUGUCCACAUCAUUUCGUCUUAAUUUCAUCUACUUGAUGCAAGUAAUAACCCAUGCUGAAAUGUACUUGUGCAAAUAGAGAACGGUUACUACAUUUACCCCAAUAUAUGGAGUGGCAGUUGAGAAAUUAAAAGUGAGGAAAAAGACACAUGAUCAUUUUAAACUUAUGGUUAACCUGAGGCUCUGAGACAGCAAAGUCAGAUUCACAGGAAUAAUCUUCUGUGCACCAUCCUUUUUAUUUUGUAUUCAGAAAAUCAUCUUAUGCUGUUUCCCCUAGUUUUACUGCCUUUUUGAAUGCAUAACAGCUGAAUUAUGCAACAGGACAUAGAAUGUUUAAAUGUACCAAAAUCAACCUUGUUACUUCUUUGUAUUUUUUUCAUAGAAUUUCUGGAACUUGGCUCUGAGAGUAACUCCCUGAUAAUCAUUUUUGUAACCAAGCACAUCAUGUCAAAAAUUAGAAAGCCUGUAACUAUAUCCUGGAAUAAGUACUUGAAUUGUAAAUUAUAUUAAAUUAAAAUGUUUAUACAUACUUAAA